Messenger RNA from Tetranychus urticae (two-spotted spider mite), 2486 nucleotides. Its product is annotated as DC-STAMP domain-containing protein 2-like. Gene Ontology annotation, cellular component: membrane. The record is from RefSeq and is a predicted model, not a curated record. NCBI's taxonomy places the organism in Eukaryota, Metazoa, Arthropoda, Arachnida, Trombidiformes, Tetranychidae.
UUUAGGUGUUCACCGAUGGGUGGUCUUUGCAGAGGAAUCAAAUUGUGUAUUAAAUUUUUUCGUAUCAAUCGAUACCGAAAGAAGUAUGAAAAGGCUAAGAGAUUGGGUGCAUCCACGAGCCCAAUCACACUUGAAAAAAAGAAACUGUCUAGUACGAGGAAGAAAAAGUUCAUGCUCGAUGUUUUAACUUGCUUCAUUUGGCGGAAAAAAUCUUAUGAAGAAACAGUUAAAUCAGUGAAAUCCAUAUUGACCCAUCAAGAAACAUAUCGAUUAGCCUUUUUCAUUUACGGUCUAAUAUUUGCUUGGAUUUUGUUUGCCAUUUCCUAUUAUGUUGGAUCGGAUGACAGGUCGUUUCUGGCCAUUAAAAGUGUCGCUCUUGUUGCUGCAGUGUCCUUUUCCAUGGCCUAUUCACGUAAAUUACGGUGCAUUACCAGUCUAUUGACUCCAACAGUUUUAACCUCCAAAGGACGUUAUUUAAUCUUUGUUGUAAUUGCAAAUUUAAUAAUUUACGGUCCAAUAACUAAUAUGCGUUUUAAUUUGUCGGAAAAUGGGCGAAUCGUUAAAUGUGUCAGUGAAGUUAUAAUUGAUCAGGCUACGCAGUUGAUUACAAAAAAUCCAAUUGUACUUUUUUUAAAAGAUAUGCUUGAUCGCGCCAAUGCACUAUUUGAAGCUUCCAAUGAACAAUUGAAGGUUGUAUUGAAUGUGUUGGCUUCACUUUAUCGUUCACUUGUUUUUAUAUUUCAACAUGUUGUAGAGUUUGCCAAAAAGGUGGGCGAUAAUGCCAUACGAAUAAUAGCAAGUAUUAGAGGUUGGUGUUCAACAAAGAUCAUCAAUACUCAAAGAAAGUGCAUUGCAGAUUUUAGUCCCAUCAUGGGCCACAUCCUUUGCAGUGGUUAUUAUUUUAUGCGUCUGCUGUGUUGGGUUGGUGAAGCGAUAUUCUACGUACCGUCAUUGAAUAUUGAUUGGAUGAAGAAAUUCCUCGUAAUCAUGUAUGAAAUUGCAGAAAAGCGCUUGAAAGAAGCAUGGAACAAUUUUGCCUCCGGCUUAGAAGAUUAUUUCGUGUUGAACAUGACCAUGGCUCAUGAAAAGAAAAUACAUGAAUAUGAAAAGACCAAUUAUUCAGAAGCUUUGGAAAAUUUACACGGAAAGAUUGAUGAUCAAAUGGGCCUGUUUGUCAAAUUUUGUAAAAUCUUAUCCUAUUUCAGUUAUCUGCUGUUUUUGUAUUGCGUUAUCCGAGCUUGGUUAUAUUUGCAGAGAUUUCUUCUCUGGGAUUCUUUUGACAAUGUUUACAUCACCAAGCAGAUUCAUAAAAUUGACUGGGAACGCUCAUUGGCUGGUAAACCAACCAUACUUCCAUUGGGUUACAUUUUUCGUCGCAAAUACAUCACUCCUUUUUCAAUCCGAAUGACAUCCGAUGAGUUGAGAAAAUUGCAAACCAAUAUAGUCAUCUAUUUUAUACAUCUUGCUUGUAUCGGUAUUUUCCUGGCCCUUGAACACAUUAUUUACGCUCCUUUGGAUAUGACAAGAAAAUAUAUGAAUGACUUUGAUUCUGAGAUUCCUUUGCCAACGAUAAAAGUUUUCACUAAACCAGAGAGCGGAGUAUUGGCAGACAUUAUUAAAUGGAUGGGUGAUUAUUCCGCAAGUAUUGAAAAUGUUACCAGUUUUUCUGAAUCAAUUGCCAAAUGUAAACCAGAUCCAAUUGCACCUGACUAUGAUUUAUAUCAAAACAUUGGAUUUCUCACUUUAAUUGUAUUCAUUGCCAUCUUGUGUGAAUCCUAUGCAUUAAGGUUUCGUUUCAUGAUAGCUGGUUCAAUGUAUCCGUCUAGGAAAUUUGCUCGAGCAACUUGGCUUUACAAUAGGAUUCUUUCAUCGGCUCCAUUGGCCAAACUAGACGCUAAAGGUAAAAUGCGAGCCAAAGUCUUAGGUACUUCAGCCACAGGUUCACCAUCUCAAAUUAAACGGAUCAUGUAUUUAAAUCCUUGUACAACCAAAAUUUAUAACCUGUUUGCGGGUAAACAAAGGUAUUGUAUUGUGUGUGGAGAAAGUGGACCUUUAAGUGACACGGUCAACUUUAUCAAUUGCAUAAAUAUGGCUUGCAAGGCUAGCUAUUGUAAACCUUGUUACUCUGAAUUUGAUAAAGCUUGUCCUCUCUGUGAAUCAGUCAAAUUAGAUCCAAAGGUUGCAAUAAUUGAUGAAGAGAAAGGAUCAAGUGAAGAUGAUGAAAUUUUUAAAUUCAUUUAUGAUGAUGAUUGGAACUUUCGUGGUCAAGAUACUGAAUCUGAGCCAGAAAUGGAUUUGAAAAAACUUGAACUGCGUCCACCAAAAGAUUUUUCAAAGUAUUUAAAGCCAAGGAACAUUGAAGAUGGACCAGUAGACUCAGAUGCGUCAACAGCAUCUGACAAAAAUUACCCAAAUGUUAAACAUAGACGCAGAAACUUGAAAUGAAUACCAAACAAAAUUAAAAUUGUGUACAAAUCUUGCUAGAA